AUGUCUGGAGCUAGAACCCGAAGACAGGCAGCUUUGGCCGCCGCGGCCGACGAGACUCCCAUCAAGACAAAGCCUGAGCCUCCACAAGAACAGCACGUUGUCGUUAAUGGCAAUGGCUCAGCCCAUGUAGCCGGCGAGAGUGUCGCCAAAGUCGCCCAGUCCAAGGAGAAUAUCUUCUUCUUCAUACCCAACCUAAUUGCCGGAGGUCUCAAGGCUCUCAUCGACCCGCGCAGCAAGCUGACAGCUCAUCCCGAAGGCUACGUCCGCAUCGUCCUCGCCAUCUCGUCCCUGUACUAUAUGCCACUCCACCCCCGAACCUGUUCACUCCUCUACAGCAUCUCCUGCCUCCUCGACGCCCUCGACGGAUAUGCCGCCCGGUACUACGAGCAGAGCACGCGCUUCGGCGCCGUCCUCGACAUGGUGACGGAUCGGUGCACGACCUCCUGCCUACUGGUGUUCCUCUCGUCCGCGUUCCCUCGAUGGGCUAUCAUCUUCCAGAGCUUGAUCUCGCUCGACUUCGCUAGCCACUACAUGCACAUGUACACGACUCUUGUGAUGGGUGGCUCGAACCAGAGCCACAAGUCAGUGGACAAGAGCAGGAGCUGGCUUCUGAACCUCUACUACACCAACAAGGUGGUUUUGUUCGUUGCAUGCGCCUUGAACGAGCUGUUCUUCAUCGCCUUGUACCUGCUGUCCUUCUCCUCCCCCAUCCUCUCGCCCGCGCUCCUGUCGACCCCGGUUGCGGAUAACCUCCAGGCGGGAGCCCAGGUGAACAGCUCCGUGCUGGAGAAGGUCUUCACCAGCCCCUACAGCGCGGCAGCCCUCGAGCUUGCCCGCGCCAACAAGAUGGACAGUACGGUGCCCUGGAUCCUCGCCGGUAUCAGCUUCCCCGUCAUGGCAUACAAGCAGUUCAUGAAUGUGAUCCAGCUGGUCAAGGCCAGCAAGUGGCUGGCCGAAGGGGACGUUGCCAUGAGGCAAGAGCAGGGCCUGCCCAGGAAGAAGGGCAAGACUGCUUGA
Molecule: messenger RNA, 1017 nt
Organism: Diaporthe amygdali
Lineage: Eukaryota; Fungi; Ascomycota; Sordariomycetes; Diaporthales; Diaporthaceae
Product: cdp-diacylglycerol-inositol 3-phosphatidyltransferase pis
Exons: 3
Coding region: 1-1017 (338 amino acids)
Biological process (GO): phosphatidylinositol biosynthetic process
Cellular component (GO): Golgi apparatus; membrane
Molecular function (GO): CDP-diacylglycerol-inositol 3-phosphatidyltransferase activity
Source: RefSeq, a predicted model, not a curated record